Molecule: messenger RNA, 1428 nt
Organism: Pseudoliparis swirei
Lineage: Eukaryota; Metazoa; Chordata; Actinopteri; Perciformes; Liparidae
Product: alcohol dehydrogenase 1-like
Exons: 9
Coding region: 107-1234 (375 amino acids)
Biological process (GO): formaldehyde catabolic process
Cellular component (GO): cytosol
Molecular function (GO): zinc ion binding; S-(hydroxymethyl)glutathione dehydrogenase [NAD(P)+] activity
Source: RefSeq, a predicted model, not a curated record
CGAGCUGUUUUCUGUCCAUUACAGACACAUCCCGGUGUCUCCUGUAAACUCUACAAUCCGGGACUUCUCUCUCUCUCGCUUGUAUCCCUCUAUCCCUGGUACAGAAAUGGCCACAGCUGGUAAAGUCAUCAAGUGCAAGGCAGCAGUGGCCUGGGAGCCCAACAAGCCUUUGGUGAUCGAGGAGAUCGAAGUAGCCCCGCCCGAGGCCAACGAGGUCCGCAUCAAGAUUGUGGCGACUGCGGUGUGCCACACGGACCUGUACCACCUGCUGGAGAGUCAGGAUGAGAACGGCUUCCCGGUCAUCCUCGGCCACGAGGCAGCCGGCUUCGUGGAGAGCGUCGGGCCUGGAGUCACUGAAUUUCAGCCAGGAGACAAGGUCAUUCCUCUGUUCAUCGCUCAGUGUAAAGAAUGUAAAUUCUGUAAGAGUCCCAAGACCAACCAGUGUGAGAAAGCAUGGGUUAGUCACAGCAAUGGGUUUCCAGAGUCCAGGUUCACCUGUAAGGGGAAGAAGCUGCUGCAGUUUAAAGGAACCAGUACCUUCACCCAGUACACGGUGGUGAACCAGAUGGCUGUGGCUAAGAUCGACCCCGCUGCCCCUCUGGACAAAGUCUGUCUCCUUGGCUGUGGGAUCUGCACGGGAUACGGAGCGGCAGUGAACACUGCUAAGGUGGAACCGGGCUCCACGUGUGCCGUGUUCGGUCUGGGAGCUGUGGGCUUGGCUGCGGUCAUGGGCUGCAAGGCCGCAGGAGCCAAGAGGAUCUUUGCCGUUGACAUCAAUCCGGAUAAGUUCGAGAAGGCCAAGGUGUUCGGGGCGACCGACUUCGUGAACCCCAAGGAUCACAGUAAGCCCGUGAGCGAGGUGCUGUCCGAGAUGACCGACGGAGGAGUGGACUUCUCCCUGGAAUGUGUCGGGAAUGUGGCCGUCAUGCGCAGCGCCUUGGAGUCUUGUAUGCAGGGUUGGGGCGUCAGUGUGAUAGUCGGCUGGACGGAAAUGGAAGACUUUUCGGCCCGACCCGUUCAGCUCAUCGCCGGGCGCACAUGGAAGGGCUCCGCGUUUGGAGGCUUUAAGGGUAAGCAGGACGUGCCUCAGAUGGUCAAAGCCUACCUGGACAAGAAGAUAAUGGUGGAUGAGUUCAUCACUCACACCAUGACUCUGGACCAGGUCAACGACGCCAUUGAGCUGAUGAAGCAGGGCAAAUGCAUCCGGACGGUCAUGAAUGUUUCUUCUCAAUGAGACCACUGCGAUGCUUUCAAUGACCCCAAAUUGAAUUGUCAUUUACCACCAUUUACCACUGUAUUUGACGACGAGCACUAAAAUACUAAUCUGCUUGUCCGAUUCACGAGUAUCAUCUGCAGUGUAAGCUAAACAUAUCAAAGUGUCUAAAUAUCUAAAAGCAUGAUUUUAUUAAAGGUUAAUUGAUAAAGUUA